CUCCUUUCAGUGUUGCUCUGAAAAGUAGACUUCUUUGUGGGAAAGAGGAGGAGUGGCAGCAGGAGGGAAUUGCCGUUUUGGAGUCCGCUAUUUUAAAUUUCAUUUUUAAUGGAAUAUGAGGUGGGUGACCACAGAGCUGGCAAGAAUGACAGUCAGAAAUGGUAGUGAGACAAGAGGGGACAAAUACAGCUUUCCUGUCUAUUUCAACUUGAAAAUCCUUGUGAAAAGUAAUACAGUAUUUAUAGCUCCAGUUGGAGUUCAGUUACAGUGGUAUAUUGCUUUUGAAAGUAUGUGUAUACAAAAGAAAAUACUACUUAUAUUUUCUCUCUUCACUGAUUUCCUACUCUGCCUAUAAUAAAUGUUAGUUAUCAGCAUAAUGUCUUUCCUAUGAAAUCUGAAUUGUCUGGGAUAAUACUUAAUUCCUGAAGCCAGAAGAGCCAAAAGUUGCUUAAUAAACCCGAAUACCUUUGCCAAGUCUGACUUUUUUUCUAACAUAAACUAAAUGCAAAGGUGAACAUACAAGCUGAAGGUUUACAGUUUAUUUGCUGAGAAUAUGGUGUUCACUGAACAAAAUCCUGCUCUUCAAAUUUGUUGCCAUUGUUACCACAUCGAAAAGCCCACUGCUAAUUUUAUGAAGAUAUUUAAUUUUGUUUUUUAAUAAUCUCCUCUCUGUUUUCUUUUGGCUUUCAACAUAAUUCAAAAGUUCUCCACUUACUUUGGUUUAAAAGCUCCUGAAACUUGCUCUUGAGAACACCUAACUUUAUCAACCUAAAAUUCUGUUUAAGGAAUGGUGAAAAAAGGUAGUUCCACAGAAAUGUAGCAUGCCCAACAGUACAAGUAACUUGUACUAUUAGGUUUACUUCACAGCUCCAAGGACACCACUUCUUGCACUGUGAAACAUUAUUAUACACAGGUUAAUUGUGGUGCUAUUAGAGGAACUUAAUAAAACAAACAGAAACCUCAUCUGUGAUAGGUUAUCCCAGAAAGCUCACUGAUGAUCCUUUAUCGCACUGAGGAACGCUAAGUGUAGGCAUGGAUUUAAGAUGCUGGCUUCUACAUAGGGCUAAAGAAUAUUUUAUAUGUUGGGCUUGAAGAGGGAUCCAAGUACUCAAAAAUUUGACAGCCUCUUCCUUCUGCCAUGAGAUUUAGUUGUGUUUUUAUUGAUUACUUUUCCUGCCAGUGUGUACCAUUCUGAAAUACAGCAGUGUCUGAAGGCAGGGAUCAGCAACAUUUUGUAGGUGGGUGUGAGGAGUGCAGGGACUGCUCUUGUUUCUGGUGAAAUUAUAGUUCCUACUUUAGAGUAAUGUGAAAAAAAUAGUUAAGCAUUUUACUUUGAAGUAGCCAAAUUAUCUUGAUGAACACUGGGCAGUUUUAUUGGGCGUUAAAUUGGCUGACAUUACUUUAAAGAUUUUGUCAUCUUUUUGUUUUGGGAUUUCUGUGUAAUUUCAGUGUUAGUUACCUGGAGGUAACACAUAUCUUUUUGUCCAUGCGAAGAGUUACAGAAUUCUUGAGGUAGGAAUUGGUCACUGAAUGACUUUGCCAUAGCAUCUUUACUCUCCUUAGUUGAAAUUUCUUACCGUUUGCUCUGUCUGUGGGGCUUCUAAGGACAGACAGGAAUGCAAAUAGUAAUCAGGCUUUGAAAUGUUCUGCAUAAGAUUUACUUGAUACAGUAGUACAAGAGUGUACUAGAAAGGCUAGUAACUUUUUUCAAUUUACAGUUUACACAGAGUAUGUGUUCAUGGGGUUUUACUCAUUUUUUUAAAAACAAAUAUUUUAGUGUGUCAGAUUCCUGAUAUUUGAACAUAAGCUCUCCAAAAAUAACCCAAAGGUUUGAAUUUAUUUUCAUCCUUUAUUUUUGUCUCUGAAAAAACAGCUAUCUACUUUUAUCUACUCUCAUUGUUUAACUUCCACAUAGUGGUGAACAUAGCAGUACUAGUCAUUUGUAGAGUUUUGUUUAAAAGGGACUAGAAAUGUGUGGGGUUUUUUUCUAUAAAAAGGGACUAUAUUUUUCUCUUUUAUUAUUUUCUUAGGCAGCUCUGAAAGAAAAGCCCUACUCCUGCAGAGUGCUGUCAAUUGCAGACAACUGUACCCACAUGAAACCCUGCUGCUGUCUCUGCAUGAUUUCAAAGUUAAGAGUCCCAUAAAGUCUAAUGGUAAAACAACUACUCAGCUUAUGGCCAGUUCUCAUUUUCACUAAGACUGAAAACUAUCUAAUGGAACAAACAUGAGUUCUUUCAUCCAGUUACAGGCAUAUCUACUUUCAAGAUUGUGCUGCUUGAUAUCGUGGUGAGGCUGAGUAAAUGUGACUUUGCUCUGUGUCUGGCAGAUCUCUGCCGAUAGCACUGUGUCUGUUGAGUCAGUCUUUGUGCUUAGGCAUGUUUGUGUUCAUGCAAGUUGCUUACAGGUUUAAAAAUUACUUCCCCAUCAGAAUGAAUGUUUUGCAUAACUGAAUGGGAAUGGAAGCAGGCUGAUUGUAAUAACUGUGGGAUGUGUGGCUUGGAAGCAUCCCAGAUAUGGCUUGGUAAAAUUCAAGGGCUUUCCAGCUAAUCCACCCUCAGUGGAGGGCCUUAUUCUGUAGUUUUGAGGAAAAGGUUUGUAUCUCAGGUGGAAUUUCAGAUUGGGGAAAGAGAACAGCAAAGAUGUGGUCAACACCACUUACUGUUCUCAGGGGUAGUUGAAGUUUCCUUAUAUCUUCCCUUCCUCCAGAGUGAGAAGAGAGAGAAAUAAGUCAUUUCUGACUCUCACUCCCCACUCAUCAAAAUGAUUUCUUGUCUCCUGGCCCAUCCCAACUACCACUUCAGAGGUGGAUAUACUCACUACUGCAUUUUCCACUUGGCUUUUCUUCAGUACAUUUCUAUAAAAAUAAGUGUCUCAUGUUGUCAUGCAUGGAUGUAGGAUGUUCAACUGCCAGGAAGUUUUCAAGUAAUGUUGUAAAGCUUUGAUUAAAAGCUAAUGUGUCUGUGGAUAUAAAGUAGAGGCCUAUGCUUAAUGUUCAUGUUGUGGAUCCUCUCCACAGUGCCUUUAUGCCAAAAGUCACCAAAGCAACUACAGCACAGCAAACAUCACCGUCUGCUUUCUUUGGUAUUUGUUAGAGGAAGCAGAAUAAGAAGAAAAAUGAAGGGAACUUUAGUUCAACAGCCCACCAGGCUGAGAGAGUCAUGACACCAGGAUGUUGCAGUCUUUGAAUGACAUCAUAUUUCAUUUUUUUUUUUUAGGAUUUUUCCUUCCAUUUCCCUGACAAACUCGCCAAAUUCCUGAGAAACACAAACUUGUUUCUGAAGUUGUUGAUGCUGAUACGAGCAGAAGGGAGGACUUUUUUUUUUUUUUUUUUAAGCUCUGUGAAGCUACCCGGUAUUUGAAAUGCUGAAGAGGAAAUUACGGUUUUGCCAUAACUUGCGCUUCAGGCUUUUCUUGGGUCUAACUCUUAUUUUAGUAAUCAUUUCAGUUUUGAAAGUUAACCAGAAAGAAGACUUCAUAAAUCGGAGAGAUCUAGAGCUAACAAAAGAAGAUCCUAUUAGCAAUGUUAACUGCACCAAGAUUAUUGAGGGGGAUAUAGAAGAAAUACAAAAGGUAAAGCUUGAGACAUUGUCAGUGUCAUUUAAGAAACGCCCCAGGCUAACAACAAAUGAUUAUAUUAACAUGACGGCAGACUGCGCCUCCUUCACCAAGACCAGGAAAUACAUUAUGGAACCUCUCAGCAAUGAAGAAGCAGAAUUUCCGAUUGCUUACUCAAUAGUGGUUUAUCACAAAAUUGAGAUGCUUGAUAGACUUCUGAGAUCAAUCUACGCUCCACAGAAUUUUUACUGCAUUCAUGUAGACAAAAAAUCUCCAGGAUCUUUUUUCUCCGCUGUGAAGGGAAUAGUCUCAUGCUUUGAUAAUGUCUUUAUUUCAAGCCAGUUAGAGAGUGUGGUAUAUGCUUCAUGGAGCAGGGUGCAGGCCGACAUUAACUGCAUGAAAGAUCUCUACAGUAGAAGUUCAAACUGGAAAUACCUAAUAAAUCUAUGUGGUAUGGACUUUCCUAUAAAAACCAACCAGGAAAUAGUAGAGAAAUUAAAAGCCCUUAAAGGUGAAAACAGCUUGGAAACAGAAAAAAUGCCUGUUUAUAAAGAAGUAAGGUGGAAAAAACACCAUGAGAUUAUUGAUGGUAAAAUAAAGAACACAGGCACAGACAAACAACUACCACCUCUCAGUACUCCAAUUUUUUCUGGUAGUGCUUAUUUUGUAGUUAGCAGAAGAUUUGUAGAAUAUGUGUUAGAAAGCAGCAAAAUACUUAAGUUCAUUGAGUGGGCAAAAGAUACUUACAGCCCAGAUGAGUACCUGUGGGCAACAAUUCAGAGAAUCCCUGAUGUCCCAGGUGCAGUUUCUUCUAGUGACAAGUACGACGUUUCUGACAUGAAUGCACUGGCCAGGUUUGUCAAGUGGCAGUACUUCGAAGGCGACGUGUCCAAAGGUGCACCAUACCCACCAUGCAGCGGAGUUCACAUUCGCUCUGUCUGUGUUUUUGGUGUCGGAGACUUGAACUGGAUGCUACGAAACCACCACUUAUUUGCUAAUAAGUUUGACACUGAUGUUGACCCUUUUGCAGUGAAAUGUUUGGAAGAGUAUUUGCGACACAAGGCUUUGUAUUUGCAAAAGAAGUGAAAUACUCUAUGCUCCUGUUACAAAACAUAGCUUACAAGUAUUAAAAGUAUUAUACUGCAAAGUACUUUGACAUGUAACAGUGAUGAAGAUGAUGCUGAUGAUGGGUAUAAUAAACCAUGUUGGUGUGGUGCUGCUGAUGCCCUCCCUGCCUUGUCCAUGGACAAGGGGGAGAACAGACAUGUCUCAAGUGAAUAUGGGGAUCCCUUGUGUUGCACACUGAGGCUCAGAGCUUCAGGUGUAAUAUCAGAACAGCAACUUUUGGAAGGUCAACUAUUUGGAAUAUUUGUUAUCUAGAAGGUGUAAUUAAUAGAUUUUCUUUGGCUAAACUGUUUGUUUUAAGACUUGGAAAGUGCAUGUUAUUCAUGGUUAUUCCUUAUUUUUUUCCCAUGAAUGCAAUGCUAGCUGGAAGACAAAGAUGAAGGGUUGGGGGGAAAGGCUGCACAGACUUCGUACUGAGUACUGAAAGAUCUCAGGAAUAUAAUAUUAGAAAUGAUCUGAAAACUAUGCAAAAGGGGAUAUGCAAAGCCAGCUGUCAUAAUUUAACUUCAGUCUGCUUGCUGCAGUCCUGUUACGUGUAAAUCUUAGUCCUCUUGAAAAUUUUGUCUUUAGCAUGGAGUAUUAAGGAAUUGCAUUUAAAUUUUUGUAGCCAAAUCUUGCUUUUGUACUCUUAAAGGCCUCUGAUACUGUGAUAUAAAGUUUAUACACUAGUUUGUAAUUACAUCUUCUCAGGGAAAUUUCAGUUUUGUGCCUGAUGAGAUUUAGACUUGUAAUUUUACUUCAUAUUGUACCGGGACUCUUGCUUUUGGAUCCAAACUGACUUAAGUUUCUCAAAAACUUAAAAGAACUGCAGUAGUGUCUAAAUGUCACUGAUGGAACUGCUGGUUUCUGCUUUGUGUCAAGCUCAACUUGCAUUCCAGAUUAUUUUAACAUUGAGUACAGAAAAAUAAAGUUAUUUUUCUAAAUGAUAUUGCCUGUUCCCACCAUUGAAGAACCUCUAAAGGCACCACCAAAAAAUCCUAAUGAUGAAGACCUAAAAUGUUUUUACUGUAGGUUUCCAUACAAUUGAAGCUGCAGCUGAGGUAAGUCCUACCUUACCUCCAUAUGGCCAUUCAUUCACGUGUCUGUGCUUGGUUAG
Molecule: messenger RNA, 5776 nt
Organism: Myiozetetes cayanensis
Lineage: Eukaryota; Metazoa; Chordata; Aves; Passeriformes; Tyrannidae
Gene: GCNT1
Product: glucosaminyl (N-acetyl) transferase 1
Exons: 2
Coding region: 3361-4641 (426 amino acids)
Cellular component (GO): membrane
Molecular function (GO): beta-1,3-galactosyl-O-glycosyl-glycoprotein beta-1,6-N-acetylglucosaminyltransferase activity
Source: RefSeq, a predicted model, not a curated record